Molecule: messenger RNA, 1137 nt
Organism: Meriones unguiculatus (Mongolian gerbil)
Lineage: Eukaryota; Metazoa; Chordata; Mammalia; Rodentia; Muridae
Product: putative protein T-ENOL
Exons: 8
Coding region: 179-598 (139 amino acids)
Source: RefSeq, a predicted model, not a curated record
UAGGUCCCCUCACAAGCAGUGACCAAGCCUCAAGAGCAAGCUUAUAUCCCAAGCUGCUUUGUUCUGUUUUCUUAAAGAUGGGAAUGAAAGAACCCUCUACCUCUGAGGUUCUGAGAAAGCAGGAGUCGUAACCCCCUGGAGGCCCAGAGGAGGCGCCGGGAGUCCGCCGUCCCCAGUGAUGGCAUCCACAUCUGCCAGGAGUGGGGAGAAAAAGGACAGCUGGCUAUCUCAAGCUGCGGCCUCCUUAGGCGGAGGGCAGAAAACCUCAUUAUCCCGAUCUGAAGAAUUCCUGACCCAGAUCAGCUCGGAACUUGCAGACGAAGCACUGUUUAUCGCUCACUCCCACAUGAAUUCUGUGCCCGUCAAGGAAAAGCAGACAAAAGACCAAGGGACUCAGAUAUCCAGACAUGUGUUCUUCACCAAGACCCGAGGCACAGACACCCGCUCUGACAGAAAUCGCACCCGGACCAAGGCACACCUUCUGCCGUCUCCUCGUGAAAAGGGACCAGGCAUACAAGUGAUACACAAACCUACAUUCAGGCAAAACACCAUCACACAGUCCUUCACUCAGGAGGCAGAAGCAAGUGAAUCCGUAUGAGCUCCAGCCCAGCCUGGACUACAGAGGGAGAUCCAGGGAGCACUCCCCACCAGCCUGACAACUGGAGGAUGAACCCAGUCUUCCCUGGCCGCUGUUCUCUCGGCCUCUCGCCCUCCCUUCCACUUUGCCCCUCAGUAAAAGCCUCAAAGCUCCUCUUUUGCAACUGACUAAAGACCUCAUCUUGAGAGGAACUCCUGGUCAUAAGCAAAGCCACUUUUGAAAUCCUCGAGAUCUUCUGGAGCUGUCACAGGUGGAAACCACCACGGGCAAACACACCACUGGGGGAAAAAGUUUUUUUAAUAAAAAGCCAGGGAUCCGCCCUUCCCCAAAGGUUGGCAGCGUUCUGGAGUGGCUUUCCGAGGGGGCAUGCCUUUCUUCCAGAGGGGGGAUGGUGCAUGCCAGCAUAUUCCUGGAAUCUGGUUGUCUGCCACCUGCUGGACCCAAACCCAUUCUCCAGUAGCUCGGGGCUAGCCUUGGCUUCUAAUGGGCCACUCUUGCCACUAAGGAGAGCCUUUGCUGUCACUUCAGGUUCUGAGGAC